Molecule: messenger RNA, 1775 nt
Organism: Fragaria vesca subsp. vesca
Lineage: Eukaryota; Viridiplantae; Streptophyta; Magnoliopsida; Rosales; Rosaceae
Product: UNC93-like protein 3-like
Exons: 10
Coding region: 284-1606 (440 amino acids)
Biological process (GO): potassium ion homeostasis
Source: RefSeq, a predicted model, not a curated record
GGCAACAGUAAUCGCAAUUAUACGCGAAACGAUUAAGAUUAUUCCAAUUCAGUCGUAUUCCCCAACCACCUCUCGUCAUUUCCUCUGAUUCUUCUCCCAUCAAUUCAAAUUCUGAAUCUUCCAACUAAAUUAUUCCAAUAAUUCGGCCCCCUCCGUUUGUCUUGUACCUCCUCCAAUCUUGUUCUUCUUCUUCGCCGGCGUUUUGGCCUCACUCCCUUGUCACUCAUGUCUAGGGUUUUAUAGCCAACAAAAGCCCCAAUCACUGGAAUCAGAACUCCAGACUAUGGCUCCCCCUCGCGACGAAGAGACCCCUCUCGUCGCCGCCGCCGCCGAAGACGACUCGCCGGCCGAGAAGGGGAGGAGUCACACCAGAGAUGUCCAUAUUCUCAGCUCCGCGUUUCUGCUGGUCUUCCUCGCUUACGGUGCAGCUCAGAAUCUGGAGAGCACUGUCAAUAACGUGGGGGAUUUGGGAACGACGUCGCUUGGGAUAUUGUAUUUGUCGUUCACGUUUUUCUCUCUGGUGGCGUCUCCGGUGGUUAGGAAGCUGGGACCAAAGAAUGCUUUGAUUCUUGGGACGAGUGGAUAUUGGUUGUUUAUUGCUGCUAAUUUGAAGCCUACUUGGUAUACUAUGGUUCCAGCUGCAUUGUACAUGGGUUUUGCUGCUUCCAUAAUAUGGGUUGGGCAGGGGACAUAUUUGACUUCUACUGCGCGUAGUCAUGCCAAAGAUAACAGUUUACAUGAAGGAACUGUUAUUGGCCAGUUCAAUGGAGAAUUUUGGGGGAUGUUUGCUUGUCACCAGUUUGUGGGAAAUCUUAUAUCUCUCGCCUUGCUAAGUGAUGGAACAGGGGGGAGUACUAAUGGCACAACCUUAUUAUUCAGUGUGUUUCUUGUCAGUAUGACCUUAGGUACCAUACUGAUGUGCUUCUUGAAUAAAAGGGGUAUUAAAGAAGAGGAGGACUCCCAAGGUCCUUCUCUCACCUUUUAUGCUUCUGUGGUAUCUUUGUCGAAGACAGUCAUUAGACCUUUGUAUGAUGUGAGGAUGCUAUUGAUCAUCCCCCUUAUGGCGUAUUCAGGAUUGCAACAAGCAUUUGUAUGGGCUGAUUAUACUGCGUAUAUUGUUAGUCCAACACUUGGUGUGUCUGGUGUUGGUGGUGCUAUGGCAGUUUAUGGGGCAUGUGAUGCAAUAUGUUCACUGGCUGCUGGUCGAUUUACAUCUGGUCUCAAGUCCAUCACUAUUAUAGUUUCUGCUGGAGUUUUGAUCCAAACCAUUAUAUUCCUCUGGCUUCUUCUAAUAUACAGUCCAGUGAGCGGGGUACUUGGCACUGUAUACCCUCUUAUAAUGGCAGCUGCCUUGGGCAUUGGUGAUGGAGUCUUAAAUACACAGCUCAGUGCUUUGCUUGCGAUAUACUUCAAGCAUGAUACUGAAGGAGCAUUUGCACAGCUCAAGGUCUGGCAGAGUGGUACAAUUGCAGCUGUAUUCUUUUGUAGUGCUUACAUCUCAUUACAGGCAAUGCUGGUGGUUAUGCUUGUUACAAUCUCCAUUGCAUAUGGUGGCUUUAUUUUUCUCUCUCUUCGAGAGAAAGCCCUCUCCCAUUCAAGUUCAUAAUGUGUAUAGAGUGAAGAGUUGUGCAAGAAAAACAGCUUGUGUAUGCAAGCAGGUAUUGUUGUUGAUUGUUGCCGUCCCUAUAUUCGGAAAUCUAUUGUGUGCAGCAUUUUUAUCUGCUUCAACACAUAAUCGCAAAGUUUGAAGAUUGCUUGUCCCAAAAGCUUGCAUC